GCAGGAUCUCGCCACCCUCCUCCUCCUCCUCCUCCUCCUCGCAAACUCUAACAGUAUAAAACUCAUCCGCUCUCUGAGCUCUUCACUUUGUCCUCUGGGGUUGAAGCAGACAGACGUCCUCCUGAACCUUCAUCGCCACACAAAAUGUCGACCUCCUACAGCAACAGUAUUCGCAGGUCGGGUGGAGGUAGUGGCUGUUACGGCAGUGGCUCCAUGUACGGCGGUGCUGGAGGCUCCUCAGUCAAAAUCUCCUCCGGCGGCUCCUUGUUUUCCAGCAGCGGUGGUAGAGGUGGUGGAGGUGGUGGCUAUGGCUUCAGCAGCAGUGGAGGUGGAGGAGGAGGUGGCUAUGGCUUCAGCAGCAGUGGAGGUGGAGGAGGAGGUGCCGGGUUUGGCUUUGGCGCUGGUGGUGGUGGUGGCGGUGGUGGCAUCGACAUCUCCGCCAACGAGAAGGCCACCAUGCAGAACCUGAACGACCGUCUGGCCUCCUACCUGGACAAGGUCCGCAAGCUGGAGACGGCCAACGCUGCCCUGGAGCUGCAGAUCAGGCAGUUCCUGGAGAGCAAGAGCUCCCCGUCCUCCAGAGACUACAGCGCCUUCUUCACCAUCAUCGCAGAGCUGCAGGGGAAGAUCCAGGACGCUACCCAAAUCAACGGUAGCAUCUACCUCUCCAUUGACAACGCCAAGCUGGCUGCCGACGACUUCAGGCUCAAGUUUGAGAACGAGCUGGCCAUGCGUCAGUCGGUGGAGGCCGACAUCGCCGGACUGAGGAGAGUCCUGGACGAGCUGACGAUGAGCCGAUCCGACCUGGAGAUGCAGAUCGAGGGUCUGAGGGAGGAGCUGAUCUUCCUCAAGAAGAACCACGAGGAGGAGCUGCUGGCGAUGCGAGACCAGAUGAGCGGCCAGGUGAAUGUGGAGGUGGACUCCCCUGCAGGCCUGGACCUCAAUAGGGUCAUAGAGGAGGUCAGGGAGCACUACGAAAACGCCGCCGCCAAAAACCGCAAAGAUUUGGAACAGUGGUUCCAGACAAAGACAGAGUCGCUGAACAAAGAAGUCGUUGUCAGCACAGAAAUCCUCAGCACGUCCAAAUCGGAGAUCACAGAUCUGAAGCGCGUCCUGCAGUCCCUGGAGAUCGAGCUGCAGUCUCAGCUCAGCAUGAAAUCCUCUCUUGAAGUGCAGCUGGCCGAACUCCAGAACCGUUACUCCAUGCAGCUGUCGGGGUACCAGAUGCAGGUGAGCAGCAUGGAGGAGCAGCUGAUGCAGCUCAGGGCCGACCUGGAGCGGCAGGGACAGGAGUACCAGAUGCUGCUGGACAUCAAGACCCGGCUGGAGAUGGAGAUCGCCGAGUACAGGAGGCUGCUGGACGGAGAGUCCGGCGGCGGCGGCGGCGGCGGCGGCGGCGGUGGCAGCGGCAGCGGCCGCAUAUCCUCCUCAAUGUCCAGCCAGUCCUCCUCCAGCAUGUCCGGCUCCACCUCCGGCUCCAGCUCCACCACCACCACCACCAAAGUGAUCACGGUCACAGAGGAGAUAGUGAAUGGAGAGGUGGUGAGCUCCUCCACAGAGACAAUCAAUCAGUGAGCUGCAACAGCUCUCACUCACAGCUCUCACAGCUCUCACAGAAGCAAACAAUAAAAGUCUGCCGAGG
Molecule: messenger RNA, 1642 nt
Organism: Cottoperca gobio
Lineage: Eukaryota; Metazoa; Chordata; Actinopteri; Perciformes; Bovichtidae
Product: keratin, type I cytoskeletal 13-like
Exons: 7
Coding region: 145-1575 (476 amino acids)
Cellular component (GO): cytoskeleton
Molecular function (GO): structural molecule activity
Source: RefSeq, a predicted model, not a curated record